This is a messenger RNA of Cannabis sativa, 1068 nucleotides long. RefSeq lists its product as uncharacterized. Bases 1 to 1068 code for a protein of 355 amino acids. The record is from RefSeq and is a predicted model, not a curated record. The transcript has 3 exons. NCBI's taxonomy places the organism in Eukaryota, Viridiplantae, Streptophyta, Magnoliopsida, Rosales, Cannabaceae.
AUGGUUAGAACGAAGAACCUACGGAAUCCCAAAAAGGUGGUUGACACCGAUGCAACCCCCGCAAAUCCUCCUGCUGCUGCUUCAAUUGUGCCUCAUGCUGCUGCAAAAAUAGGAGAUUCUUCGCUUCCUCAGCGUGAAUCUCAGCCCGAGAAGCCCAAACGAAUUCCUAAUGAAGUGGCUCGAAAAUCUGUGCGCCCAUACAAAACUUCGACCUCAUCGUCUUCAUCUUCAAAGGGAUCUCCUCCACCUGCUGCAAUUUCUCCUCCUGCUGCAUCAGUAAAAGAAGUUGCUGCUUCUACUCCAACUGGUCCUUCCACUCGCACUCGUGCCCAGCAAGCUUCUGUCGAGAAGGAACUUCGAUCAUCUCGAAUUCGUGACAAGCCAGUGCCUCUAGCCAAGAAACAAAAGGUAAAUCCCCCUUCGAUUUCUUUGAGUUCUGAAGAAGAAGAACCCAUGGAGGAUCCCUCUGUUGAUUCCUCAGACAAAUCCGUGUCUCUCCAUUCUGAGAAGGAGAUUCCAGAGGAUAUUGGAGUUUCCUCAGACAGUGAGGAAACUGAACUCGAGCCAGAGCCUCCUUUGACCAAAUCUGCCUCAGCUCCUGCUCGAUCCUUUUCAGCAGCCAAGGCUUUUGCUGCUGCCAAAGGCAAGCAGCCAAUGAAGGAACCAUCUCCUGAUUUCUAUGCUAAUUUAUCUGAUGAUUUUCUUGAUGAUAAUUCUAGACUUUUUAGAAAAGUGUAUGUUAGAGGACAUUGGUUUUCGUUCUCUGAAAAAGACAUUUCUCAAGCCUUGCAACUUCCAGAGAAUAAAAAUGUGGCCCAAUCUCAUGAAACUCUUGAGCCUUCAUUGACUAGAACAACAUUCCAACCCUCGGAGUAUUUUGAUGGAGUUUUUCAUAAGAGGCCUAAAGCUGGUGGUGGUGCUGCUGCAAGCUCGAGUUCUGCAGCUGCAGAAAUCCAGGAGGUCAAGAAUGAGGUUCAGCUGGUGAACAAUUGUCUUGCUGCCAUGGUGGAAGUUCAGCAAGAGAUGUCAAAGCAACUAUCCACCUUGGUCAAGCUUUACGGAGCCUAA